Molecule: messenger RNA, 944 nt
Organism: Daphnia pulicaria
Lineage: Eukaryota; Metazoa; Arthropoda; Branchiopoda; Diplostraca; Daphniidae
Exons: 4
Coding region: 234-737 (167 amino acids)
Source: RefSeq, a predicted model, not a curated record
CCGGAGUCGGAAACGCCAUCAUUCAACAGCAUCACGCAACGCCAGGUGUGUUGAGAGGAUUGCCGAGAGAUUUCGGCGUUUGACCACCGUCACAUCAUCAGUCGGCAUCAGCUGGCGGCCAACAGCAGCAGCCGGGCAGCAGAGGCAACCGCGGCAACAACCGGAGUGACGUUUCCAUUUAGGUGGACGUAGGAUCGACUAAGGCGACCAACAUCGGAGGCGUUGGCGAUCGAAUGGGUCGCACGACUAAAAAUCAACGCGGCGCUUCCGGCGGAGGCGGCGGAAGCAAAGCCGAGACUCCACCCACUACAUCUCAGCAGCAACAAUACGAGACGGCCCUCUACUCGCGCGAAGACAUUCGCGAGCAAUACUGCAUCAACAAGAAAGAAACGGACGUGCUGGAUCGCUCGUCCCACGUGCGCCAAAGAGCCAAAGGAUUUUUCGGAUGCCUAACGAGUCGCAAGGAUCACGGUGCCAAGAAGAAGAAAUCGCGUUCGUCUUUCUUUUCGGCUUUGUGCGUCCGGCGGGCCAGCGAGGAGAACCUGUACAACGGCUGCAACAAACCCGUGGCCAACACCAACCGCAGCGUCACUCUGCCGGCCCUCCAGCCCUUCACGGUAUACACAAAUGAAAUUAAAUCAGGACGCGCGCUCGCCCGUCGAAGAAGAAAUUGUGGCCGGUCGCGUUCUGGUUCACGACCCGACCCGCUACUUGAGCGGAAGCGGAUCCAGCGAUGAUGGCAGUCUCAACAACGACGAUCUCUUUGCUUCCUCGCUUCCGGCCAAGCCAGACAUGAACCGCUCGUUGGGCUUCACCGACGUGGAAGAUGUCGUCUGGUCUGAUUCGGAGCCUCAUCCGCACGAUGGACCUCCUCCCAAUCCGGCGGAAGAAGGCAAACUGCUGCAGGCCCAGAAAUUGUUCGACUCGAACGUUUCGUGUCCGGA